Molecule: messenger RNA, 2142 nt
Organism: Prinia subflava (tawny-flanked prinia)
Lineage: Eukaryota; Metazoa; Chordata; Aves; Passeriformes; Cisticolidae
Gene: UBLCP1
Product: ubiquitin like domain containing CTD phosphatase 1
Exons: 11
Coding region: 189-1145 (318 amino acids)
Biological process (GO): protein dephosphorylation
Cellular component (GO): nucleus
Molecular function (GO): protein binding; protein serine/threonine phosphatase activity
Source: RefSeq, a predicted model, not a curated record
CGCGCACAUCCGGGCGCCUCCCGCUUCCGCCGCGCGCCAGUUCCGCUUCCUGCGCGGCGGAGCCGGGACGGAGCCGGUGCCGCUGCCGGGGUGAGCGCCCGCUCCGCGCUGCCAGGGCCGGGGCGGAUCGGCGGCCCCGCACUGCCCGCAGAUUUUUCAGACAGUAAUACUGAACAUAUGCUUCAAGGAUGUCUCUCUCUCUCAUAAUAAAAUGGGGUGGACAGGAGUACACAAUAACCUCGCUGUCAGAAGAAGACACAGUGUUGGACCUGAAACAGUCUCUGAAAGGCCUCACUGGAGUUUUACCAGAGCGUCAAAAACUGCUUGGGCUUAAAAUGAAGGGCAAACCUGCAGAUGAUGAUGUUAAGCUUGGAGCCCUCAAGUUGAAACCAAAUACUAAGAUAAUGAUGAUGGGCACUCGUGAAGAGAGUUUGGAAGAUGUCCUUGGGCCACCUCCAGAUAACGAUGAUGUUGUCAAUGACUUUGAUAUUGAAGAGGAAGUUGUGGAAGUAGAAAACAGGGAAGAAAAUCUACUAAAAAUUUCCCGUAGAGUUAAAGAAUACAAAGUGGAAAUUCUGAAUCCUCCUAGAGAAGGGAAAAAGCUGCUGGUGCUAGAUGUUGAUUACACACUGUUUGACCACAGGUCAUGUGCUGAAACUGGUGUAGAACUGAUGAGGCCAUACCUUCAUGAAUUCCUGACUUCUGCUUAUGAGGACUAUGAUAUUGUAAUUUGGUCUGCUACUAAUAUGAAGUGGAUUGAAGCCAAAAUGAAAGAGCUUGGGGUGAGCACCAAUGCCAACUACAAGAUAACUUUCAUGCUGGACAGUGCUGCCAUGAUAACAGUGCACACUCCUAGGAGAGGAUUAAUAGAUGUGAAGCCUCUUGGUGUUAUCUGGGGAAAGUUUUCAGAAUAUUACAGCAAAAAAAAUACUAUUAUGUUUGAUGAUAUUGGCCGAAACUUCCUGAUGAACCCACAGAAUGGGCUCAAGAUAAGGCCUUUUAUGAAAGCACAUUUAAAUCGGGAUAAAGACAAGGAGCUUCUAAAGCUCACCCAAUACCUCAAAGAAAUAGCAAAAUUAGAUGACUUUUUGGAGCUCAAUCACAAACAUUGGGAAAGGUAUCUUUCAAAGAAGCAAGGACAAUAACACUAAUAAAACUGUGUGGCACUGAAUUGAAGGGAACAUCACUAAGAUCACUGGACUUUUCCUUGCUUUUGUGCUAGAGUAUAAUAGUGCUGGACACUGGACCCAAUGCCAGAAUGACUGCUAAACUUGGUCUUCCAGUUGGUUGGUUGUGGGAUUUUUUAAAAGAUCACAGCAAUAAGCUCAAAGUGGGAGAAACAAGUCAGUUGCUUUUUCUUGCAUUCAGUUCUGGUGUUACUUCUCAAAAUACUUUCCUCUCCUUUGCUGCUGAAGUACAACCAUAACCAUCAAAGACCAAAACCAUUCUGAGACUAGAAAAGAAAAUAUUUAGACCAAAAAAGUUGAUUAAAAAGCCAACCUUGGCAGUGUGUGAAUUGUAUAAGUCCUCUAUUCCCUCCAUCUUUAGAAACAGUCUCCCUCUCCCAUUCCAGUAUUUAAGUCUAUAAAUUACAAGUUGUCUAAGUUUGGUAUGUAUUAGUAUGUCAGUGUUUCUCUGUGCAAGACAGUAAGAUGGGAAAGUACCACCUCUGUGGCCAGUUUAACCCAGUGUGUGAACUUGUACUAUAAAGCAGUGUUUACUGGAAAACAAAAGAUUGACGUUUGAGGGAGAGAAACCCCCUGUUAUUUGAAAUGUCAGUGAAAAGCAGUCUGCCUGAAAAAUCCCCAUAUGUCAGAUAAAGGGUUUAAACCUCGGAUGGGAAAGUCACAUUCCUAACAAAGCAUGAACAAAACCCUUGUUCUCUUCUAGCUAAAUCUUGUCAAAGUGCAAACACUGUGUUUAAAUACAAUAUUCAGCCAUACUGUUCUUAAAAUAUCAUUUACUUGCGCUGCUUAUGCCUGCACUAUAGAAGUGUGACGUGCUGUGUUUGGCAUUUCCAACACUUGUGCAUUAUGCAGUUCAUGGAUUUGAAAGAAGACUGACCCUUUCAAAUAAAAAAUGGUAUAUAUUGUUCUUAAGGAACUAUAGCAGUUGUGUAAAUAAUAAAUACCUUUUUUCAUA